This is a messenger RNA of Gossypium raimondii (Peruvian cotton), 1078 nucleotides long. RefSeq names its product dirigent protein 25. The record is from RefSeq and is a predicted model, not a curated record. NCBI's taxonomy places the organism in Eukaryota, Viridiplantae, Streptophyta, Magnoliopsida, Malvales, Malvaceae. The transcript has a single exon. Bases 52 to 954 code for a protein of 300 amino acids.
AAAUAUAAAUUCCUGAGCUUGUAUUGUUUUUCCUUGCCAGAAACAUAUCAGAUGGAAACCUAUAAACUCAUUUCUGCACUACUUCUCACCUUCACAAUUGCCUUCUCCACUUCAGCAAGAAUGCUUGAUGAGCAACCCUCAAACCCAUCCAAUCCUGUUUCAACACCUGUUUCUAAUGUACCACCAUUGACCACCCCACCAGGCUCAAACCCUAACCCUACUGUGGUUGGUGGUGCAACCAGUGGUCCCAAUCCUGUAAACCCUAACCCUGACCACCACACGCUGACCUUCUUCAUGCAUGACAUCCUAGGUGGGUCAAACCCCACUGCACUAGCAAUCACCGGCAUUGUCAACAACCCUGCAGUCAAUGGUCAGCUCCCAUUUGCCAAACCAAAUGGUGCCAACCUCCCACUCAACAAUGGCAUUAACCAAAACACUGGGAACACCGGCAUUCUAAACAACAAUAACCUCCCAUUGCUCACUGGUCUCGGUGGAAACACUCAAGCUUUAAACAAUGGCAAGAACUUAAACAAUGGGCCUUCCAACUUCCCCGUCCUAACUGGGGGCCAACUUCCUUCAGGGUCGGCACUGCAAAAGCUCAUGUUCGGAACCAUGACGGUCAUCGACGACGAACUGACUGUCGGACAUGAGCUAGGUUCUGGGUUCCUAGGCAAGGCACAAGGGUUCUAUGUGGCUAGCUCAAUCGAUGGGAACAGUCAAACCAUGGCAUUUACGGCCAUGUUCGAGAGUGGACACUACGCUGACACCCUUAGCUUCUUUGGGGUUCAUCGGAUCGGUGUAUCGGAGUCUCAUUUGGCCAUCAUGGGUGGUACUGGGAAAUAUGUUAAUGCAAAAGGUUUCGCCAUUGUUAAGACUAUACCAGCAAGCAAUCAACAGCAGGAGACUGAUGGCUUUGAGACAGUGCUAGAGUUUACUGUUUAUAUUACCUAUUAGAUCUGAUUUGAGAGUCAAAAUUCAAAGAUUUCUGAUUUUUUUUUAUAAAAAUAGUGAAAUUUUAUGUGAUUUAUUUGGAAAAUUAUACUGUGUUAUGAAUCUGACAAAAAAUGAAAAAUUUAGA